CUUGGAAAAUAUCAAAAUUACCCCUGGCAUCCGUAGAGCCCUAGCAAACCAAUCCUCCUCUUCUUCGUUUCCCUUCCCCUUCCCAUCGCCCUUCCGCCGCCGCCCUUCCGCCACCUCGAAGCAACUCUUCACUUCUAGCCACUGUCCUCCUCGCCGUCGUCCCAUCUACUGGCGUGGAUCCGGAAUUGGGGCCGAUUUCUCCUCCUGCUUCUGUUGCUGUGUGCUUCUUGUUCUAUACCUCUACGGCCCCCCUGGGAGACAUUGGAUGUAAUUAACAGGCCUUUAAAUGUACAGAAAAAGCUCUCAACAAUCUGAUUUAGUUUUCACUCUCCUCUGUUUUGAACUGUUGAGUGUAUAUUUUUCAAUGCAGUGUGAAUUACAUCUGAGAGGAAGCAUGGCAGAUGGGGGUAUUGUGGUAGCCAUUUGCCAAUACGGUGGAGAGUUCACUUCUGGCCCCAAUGGUAAUUUGAUAUACAAAGGAGGAGAAGCGCAUGCUGUUGAUGUCACUCGUGAUAUGUCACUGGAGAGCUUCAAGGAUGAGGUGUCCAAGGUGUUCCAUGUUGAUGUCACUGACAUGUCAUUGAAGUACUUCCUUCCGAAUAAUAACAGAACACUCAUUACAAUAUCUUGCGAUCGAGAUUUGCAACGGAUGGUUGAUUUUACUACUAGUGCUGCCCAAGUGGAUGUUUUCUUGAUAAGUAGAGUGGAGAACAGGAGUAUCAUAACUCACUCUGGAGCUUCCGCCAUUAAACCUGGCUCUACUGCUCAUGGUGACAAAAGGAAAAGGCCACCACCCAAAAACAAGGUAUCCAAAAAUAACAAGAAGGCUCCCAAUACUCCUGCCACUGCAGUUCAAGCUAGCGCCAAUAAUGUGAAACAGCCAAGACCAGUUACUGAAAACGAUGACAACAGGGUUUUCCAACUUGAAUUUGGAAGUGAUGUUGCCUUUGCCACCACAGCUGGAGGUGCUUCCGCCACACCAGGCAUUCUGGAUCAGCAAAAUCUUGCUCUUGUUGAUAGCAUGCCUAGGGAACCAGUUGGGCUCUUUGAUGAUUCAGGCAACCCAUAUGUUGGUUCUGAGCUCACUGCAGAACCUCAGCUGGGGCUUGACAAUCCUAUUGUGUUUUGGGAUGACAUUAUCAAAGGUGUAGGUCAAGAAUUUGAUAAUGUGAAGGAGUUCCGUGCUCAGUUGUGCAAGUAUGCCAUUGGAAAAGGAUUUGCGUAUCGAUUCAUAAAAAAUGAAACCACUCGCGUAACCGUAAAAUGUGUGGCGGAGGGCUGCACGUGGCGCUUGCAUGCAUCCGAGUCAUCUCGUAGCAAGAAGUUUGUUAUCAAGAAAAUGACAGAUGAGCAUACAUGUGGAGGAGGAAGUGGAGAAGGUCAGCGCCGUGCGACAAGACAGUGGCUGACCACCAUCAUUAAGGAGAAGCUGCAUGAUAAUCCAAUGUUGAAGCCAAAGGACCUCGUCAAAGAAAUAUAUGAACAAUAUGGAGUUACACUAACCUAUUCACAGGUCUGGCGAGGUAAAGAAGUAGCGCAGAAGGAACUGUAUCAUGCUAUCAGGGAGACUUACAGCCAUUUGCCCUGGUAUUGUCAGAGGCUUUUGGAGACUAACCCAGGAAGUAUAGCUUUGUUGUCUCCAAUGGUGGAUACAAAGUUCCGUCGCUUUUUUGUUGCAUUCCAUGCUUCUUUGCAUGGCUUUGCAAACGGGUGCAGGCCCCUCUUAUUUCUUGACAAGGUUCCACUGAAAGCGACAAAUGAGUACAAGUUGCUGGUGGCCGCUGCAGUUGAUGCAGAUGAUGGUGUCUUCCCAGUGGCAUUUAAUGUAGUUGAAGACGAAAAUUAUGAGAGCUGGGUUUGGUUCUUAAUGCAGCUGAAAUUUGCUCUCCAAAAUCACAACUACCCUUACAAUGCCAUGACAUUCUUGUCCACUGGACAAAAGGGUCUGGAUGCUGCAGUUUCUCAAGCUUUUGAAGAUAGCCACCAUGCCUUCUGUUUGCAUCAUAUCAUGGAGGAAUUCAAAGGAGAGCUAAGGAAGGGACCAUGGUCACAGCAAAUAAGAGAGGGGAUGAUUGAGGAUUUUACUCGUGCUGCCCAAGCAUGCAGCAUCGAGGAUUUUAACGCCUCCAUUGAGAUCAUAAGGAAUAUAUCCACUGAAGCUGCUGAUUGGAUCAUUGCAAGCAAGCCAGAGCAUUGGUCUGAUGCCAUUUUUAGAGGCUGUCGGUAUGAUCACUUCUCCUCGAACAUUGUUGAUGCCUUCAAUAACUGGAUACCAACCAAGAAGGAGGGUUCAAUAGUGCUGAUGAUAGACUCGUUGAGAACGAAAAUUAUGGAGGUUAUAGAAUCAAGGCGUGAAGCUUGCAAGGCGUGGUCAGGGCCUUUGACACCUUCCAUGGAAUACAAAGCGCAGGAUGAGAUGUUGAAGGCUAGUAAGAUGACUGUGCUGUGCUCCUCCGAAACUGUGUUUGAAGUGCGGGGCAACGCAAUUUUUGUCGUUAAUCUUGCAAAUUGGGAAUGCACCUGCCGGAGGUGGCAACUUUCCGGCCUCCCCUGCGUACAUGCUAUUGCUGUGUUCAACAGGAUUGGGCGAUCUUUCUAUGACUACUGCUCAAAGUUUUUCAGAAUAGAAAGCUACCAUUUGACUUAUUCAGGAACGAUCUUCCCAAUACCUGAUAUGGAUUCUGUUGAUUUUAGUGUUGGGGCAAAUUCAGUUCCACCUCCCAAACCACGUACAUCAGAUAAACCAAGAAGGAAGCGGUUUAACCCCAACAAGAUAACCACUGUUAUACGACUCUGCAGCAGGUGCAAGCAAGCAGGCCACAAUAAGGCAACCUGUGAAGCUAUCUUGUAGAAAAAAGUAACUUCAUCUCGAGUAUGUAUAGCAGGGUGACCUAAGGAUCAUAUCAGAGGAAUUCUGAUUAUUGCUUUUACAUUACUGUUGUCAACUUUGAGUACUUGCCGUACUCACCGUUGAACUCCUACAUCUGUUUCACCAUUUCGGUGUCAAGGUCUGAAGUUUUGCUAGAGCUGGCUGAUGAGAACAUGGUAGGUGUUUUUGGUGAUCUAAAUUGGUGAAGAUAUAGCCUUCUUCGUUGUUCUGGUGCUGCCUGCUAUUUGUAGUUUCUUGGAUGGAAAGGGAGAUGGGAUAUCAGGCAUAUGAUUCUUCAUAUGUGUGAGCUGCAACUUAAUCUACUGUAGUGGGGCAAUGAUAAGGUGCUAGGUUCCAGUGAUGUCACUGAAACCGCGUCGAUCAUUCAGUUGGGAACUCUAGGUAGUCCAUAAUUUUAUCGUUUAGAUGAACCAAUGUUUAUUCUCAUGUAGAUCUGUGUACAUGCUAUGAUUGAUGUUUACUGUUACAGUUCUGCUAGUGCAACUGCUGUGUGCUCUUAGAUGGAGUAAACAUUCAUUU
Messenger RNA from Phragmites australis (common reed), 3409 nucleotides. RefSeq lists its product as uncharacterized. Gene Ontology annotation, molecular function: zinc ion binding; protein binding. The transcript has 8 exons. NCBI's taxonomy places the organism in Eukaryota, Viridiplantae, Streptophyta, Magnoliopsida, Poales, Poaceae. Bases 287 to 2851 code for a protein of 854 amino acids. The record is from RefSeq and is a predicted model, not a curated record.